Messenger RNA from Rubroshorea leprosula, 1164 nucleotides. The record is from the annotation of a GenBank genome assembly. NCBI's taxonomy places the organism in Eukaryota, Viridiplantae, Streptophyta, Magnoliopsida, Malvales, Dipterocarpaceae.
UCACCUCUACAACAAAGAUCACAGGGCCCCGUCAAGAUCAACAGAAAAAAUUUCCCCCAAAAUUUUGGCGCCAAACAACUCAAAUAUGAAAUCCCCAAAACUCUCAUUCCCCGUAGUCCAAAUCUUUCUAUCCAGGAAACCCUAGAAUGUCUACCACCAUUUUCGUCGCCCUCCAAUGUUGCCAAUGCUCCACCAUGCAGGCAUCUCUUUCUUUCUCUUUCAAAUUGUUCUUCUUUUCUUACACGUAUGUUGAAUCCAAAAUGAUUCGGAGGGCUGCCGGCAUGUAAUUUGUUUUGGUGUAAUGCAAUGCAGGUGAAGCAGCGGAAGAAGAGCAGCAACAAGUGGACCUGCGUCGUUUGCAACCAGAAGCAAUCGGUUCGCAAAGUCUUUGCUCAGGGACCCAUGGCCAAGGACCUCCGAUUGUUCGUUCAGUCCUUCAAUAUGUCCCGCAAGAUAGCCGAUGAAAAUCAACCGGCGGUGUCUGUGACGGACAUUGAUGAAGGGGACGGCGGUCAUCGUAUGGUGCUCGGCGAUCAGAGGAAGCGGCGCACGGAUUGGACGGAGUACCUUGAUGCAGAGGAUCAUCAAGAACAACUAGUUACCCAGGAAGAAGAAGGAGGUGAUUUUGAGCCAAAAUUUGCGAUGGAAUUGCCCAAAGAGAUGUUCAAAAGGCCGAAAUUGAGGAAUUAUGGUGGUGGAGAAGGCGGCAGAGAUUCUUACAAGCCAGUCUUUUCAAAAAGGAAAAGGAAUGCCAUCUCGCAAGAUGAGAAACCGAUGGAUUGUCAGAAAAUGAAAGACAACAGGAGGAUUGGUGCUUCCCAAAGGGGUAAGUGUGAGUCUAUGGCAGAAACCCACAAAGAGUUAAGAACUUGGGAGUCAAAAACAGCAGGGGCAGCUUCAAAGUGGAAUGCUUACAUUACUCAAGAGGAUGAUGAUGGCCUGCGUUUCAGAGGAGGCAAAACAGCUGCAGAUCAGAUAAUGUGUGAAUGGGGUAAUGCUAGUUUGGAGAGUAAUGCAGAUGAUCAAAAGGUAGAGGAUGACAUCCACCCAGAUUUUUUGUGAAGUUCUGAUAAGCAGAUUUUCCCUCUAAUCAUUCAAAUGAAAAUUUGCAUCUGUAUGCCAUUGUAACUCACAUGAACAAUUGAAUAGACCAGCAAUGGUUUA